UUGUAAGAUAGUAUCACCUUUUUCAUCACAGUUAUCGCAGUUUUCAUGGCUUUUGAAGACCCGGGAGACGAGAAUGAUUAUUUAAAUUUUAUUUUGCCAUAUUCAAUGGUUAAUUUUCAAAAUAACCCUCUAAACCUCACAACUAAGCAUUUAAGCUUAAAACUUUCUAGUCUACUUUAAAUAAAUUGUAAUGGCUAUGCUUCCACCCCGAAAAACGAAGACCAUGUCAAUCGAAAAUAAUUAUAAUAAACAAACAUUGACGCCCCUACAAACGCUUUUACAAAUGGGAUUUCCCAAAAAUCGAGCGGAAAAAGCUUUAGCUGCUACUGGCAAUCGAGGAGUUCAAUUAGCUGCUGAUUGGCUGUUGGCUCAUGUCAAUGAUACUUCUUUAGAUUCCAAUACUUGCAGAGAGUAUAUUAUUUAUGCUUGCCCAAGUGGAGCAUUUAUGCAUGAACUAAGAGAAUUUUGGAAUAAAUCAGCUAUGAAGUGUGGACGUAAUGGAGCUCAUAAUUUUAUGCCUCAUAUCACCUUGGUCUCAUUUUUUCAAGUACCUGAUGAGCAUUCUGAUGCAUUAGUAUCUAUACUAAAAAAUGUUUUAGAUGAAGUUAUUAAAGAAACGUCAGUCAGUGGUUUUAGUUUAGAAACUUAUACUUCUUCGAAUUUUAUGGGCUUUUUUUUAUCAAAUCAAGGAUCUGAUUUCUUAAAAAAAAUUGCUGUAUUAUGUGCUGAAAAAAUAACUGAACUUAUUGGAGUACAAGUAGAUCCACAUUUAAAAUCUUUGCACUUAACUUUGGCUUAUCAAUUUGACGUAAGCCAAAAAGAAACUUUGAAGUCAUUAAUUAAAUCAACAAUUAAUACAUCAACGCCUUGUUUAUGGGAACUUAAGUUAUAUUCUAGAGAAGCAACAGCCACUUAUAAACAGGUGUAUAAAGUUGUAUAUGCACAUGUUCCUCAAGCUACUGAUGAAUUAGAACUUAGAAUAGGUGAUUUUAUUUAUGUAUCUAAGGAUUGUAUAGACAAUUCUAUUGAUGGUUGGGCUGAAGGAACAUCAUGGUUAACUGGAUGUUAUGGUUAUUUUCCUCUUUGUUAUACUGAACGUACUUCUGAAUCUGAUACCUGGACUUUACAUUGUUCUUUACCUCUAGAUGGUAGCUAUCAUGAAUCUAUUGAUGUUAUUGAUUCAAGUAUUACUGAAGAAAAAGUAGUUGAAAAAUAUGAAACUAGUUUUAUCCCAGCAGAUUAUACACCUCAUAUUGAAACUCCAAAAGGUCCUAAACCUCGAAAAAUAUAUAUUUGUCGACAUGGAGAACGAGUGGAUUUUACUUUUGGAACUUGGGUUCCCUAUAGUUUUGAUUCAGAUGGAAAAUAUAUAAGAAAAGAUUUAAAUAUGCCUUCAAAUAUACCUCAACGACGUGAUUUUCCUAACUCAUAUCAAACAGAUACUCCUCUUACUUGUGUUGGUGAACAUCAAGCUAAAUUAACUGGAUGGGGUAUGAAGGCUGCCCAUUUAACCAAAUCAAUUAAACAUGUUUACUGUUCGCCAUCAUUACGCUGUGUUCAAACUUGUCAUAAUAUCUUAGCCGGUCUUGAUAUUGAUAAACAAGUAUCAAUUUGUGUUGAGCCUGGUAUAUUUGAAUGGCUUGGUUGGUAUAAUCAAUCAGGACUUCCUGAUUGGAUGAGUAAUGGUGAAUUAAUAGCUGCUGGUUUUAACAUUAAUUCCAAAUAUGAAGCUCUAAUAACAUUGCCAUUACUUCUUGAAAAUAUAACAGAAACUGUUGAACAGUAUUAUGUUAGAUGUGAUGAAGUAGUACAGAAUUUAAUUAAAAUAAUUGAACCCAGUGAUGGUGAUAUUUUGUUGGUAGGUCAUGCUUGUUCCUUGGAUUCUUUAUCAAGACCACUGCUUCACAAACCUCCACGUAGCAAGCAAAAUUUUGUAAAAAUGGUUAAAGAAAUUCCUUAUUGUGGCCUAGUAUCUUUAAUGACUGAUGGAAUAAAUGAUUGGACAUAUAUUGAUCCUCCAGUACCACCAUUAACUAAUUCUAUUAAUAAAAGAUUUAACUGGAAAGUUUUAACAACAGACAUUGAUGAUUCUCCUAAUUAAAGCAAUUGUAACUCAA
Sipha flava (yellow sugarcane aphid) is the source of this 2117-nucleotide messenger RNA. It is a transcript of the gene Epp, whose product is annotated as protein UBASH3A homolog. Gene Ontology annotation, molecular function: protein binding. NCBI's taxonomy places the organism in Eukaryota, Metazoa, Arthropoda, Insecta, Hemiptera, Aphididae. The record is from RefSeq and is a predicted model, not a curated record. The transcript is spliced from 9 exons. The coding region runs from base 191 to 2101 and encodes 636 amino acids.